CUAUUAACUGCAUCAACUACUCGAACUAGGUGAAUCGAUUAUAACACUACGUGCUAAUCCGUCUGAAGUGGUCAAGUGACAAAACAUAAAAGAAACGACAGACAUCUUCAAGGAUUUAUUUAUUCGUUCAUUUAUUGUGAGAGUGUUACCAUCUGUGUUGACUUUCUCCACCAAACAGCGAUUGAUUGUAUUCCUGUGACAGGGUUUCAUAUCUAUCUUAUAGUUUUCUAGAAUCUAAUCAUAUUAAAGCAACGUAUUCCCUACAUCGUUAAUGUAAUACUAUCAACAGCAACAACAACAGACAGUAGAGGGUUUUUAUGUGGUCAAUCUGUCUGUUAGAAAUAACAGCCAGAUCUCUUGCGAAUUACGUUCUACAGUCUUUGAAAAUACAAGGGACGGACACAUUGGAUAACACAGUUUUAUAUACUCACUCAGGGCUGACCUGGGGCCAAACAACUACAGCAGCAAACAUUACGAUUUAUUGAUGUGGCUAAAUACAACACAUGGAGGUUACUGCUUGGUUUAAAAACGUUCUUUUUACAGGAGUAGUCAAGAGAGUGGAGCUUGCUCUGAGUCCAGGGGAAAGAUAUCCAUAACUUAGUAAGUGACAACGAUGACAACUACACUAAUAAUAAUGCUGACGAUAAUGUUGUUAUUGAUGUAAACCACGGAGUCCUACUUAACGUUUUAAAUGGAGUCCUACUUAGCUUUCUAAAUGGAGUCCUAAUUUUACGAAAUGUAAUUGGGACACGGAUUAAUUGCGCAGUGAUGCCUAUGUCCAUGUAUACGUAUAUACAUAUAUGUAUUUAUAUAAAUAUACAUGUAUAUUCAAACUCAACUGAAAAUAAAGUGAAUGUUAAGGUCUUCCUCGGAGAAAUAAACUGUAAGGUCACAAGUGAUAUGGGAUUCGUUUUCAUCAAUUUGAGCCUUAAAUGUGCAUCAUUAAUGGAAUAAUUAUUCAUCCGGAAAUAGACGUUUGGUGAGAACAAUGGGGAACCAAAUCGUGACAUUUUCUGAAGAACAGUUAAAUGCUUACCAGGAUUGCACAUUUUUCAACAGAAAAGAUAUUUUAAGGGUAUUUGGACGUUUUAAAGAACUUUCUCCGGAUACCGUUCCAAUGAAAAUGACUACUAAAGAUGCUACCAGUUUAAAAAUUCCUCUUGAAUUAUUGGAAAAGCUGCCUGAGUUCAAAGAGAAUCCAUUUCGUCAAAGAAUUUUCCAAGUGUUUUCAGCAGACAAUUCAGGAAAUUUAACUUUUGACGAAUUCCUCGAUUUGUUUUCUAUUUUCUCCGACUCGGCACCAAGGGAACUAAAAGCAUCAUACGCUUUUAAGAUAUAUGAUUUUGACAAUGAUAAAUCUCUUGGAAAAACAGAUUUAGACAAAACACUGGAAUGUCUGACUCGCAAUGAAUUAACAGAGAAGGAAAGAGAAAUUAUUGUAAAUAAAGUGUUGGAAGAAGGAGACUUUGACCACAAGGGAAAACUGUCAUAUGUAGAAUUUGAAUAUAUAAUAUCAAGAGAUCCUGAAUUUUUGAACACUUUCCAUAUUCGUAUUUGAAGAGGAGAGAAAUCCAGAAGAUUGCACUAAUUAACACAUAAUAAGAGGGAGAGAGAGAGAAAGAGAGAGAGAGAGAGAGAGAGAGAGAGAGAGAGAGAUGAAGAAGAGGAAGAAAUGAAUAUAUUCUACACUCCACAAUCAUGGUGACGAUGAUAGUGAUGAUGAUGAUGAUGAUAGUGAUGAUGAUGAUGAUGAUAGUGAUGAUGAUGAUGAUGAUGAUGAUGACAACAACGAUGAUGUUGAUGAUGGCAGUGGUGACGAUGAUGAUGUUGAUGGUGAUAAUGGUGAUGACAAUGAUAAUGACUAUGAUGAUGAUGACGAUGAUGUUGAUGAUGGCAGUGGUGAUGGUGAUGAUGGUGAUGACGAUGAUGAUGAUGAUGACGACGACGACGACGACGACGAUGAUGAUGAUGAUGGUGAUGAUGAUGUUGAUGGCCGUGGUGACUAUGAUGUUGUUGGUGAUGACAACAAUGAUGACAAUGAUAAUGAGGACUGUUGUGGUGAUGAUGAUGAUGGUGGAGAAGAGCAGGAUGGUAAUAACACUGAUUUAUCCCAUGUGCAAUAAAGUAUUCA
Molecule: messenger RNA, 2131 nt
Organism: Octopus bimaculoides (California two-spot octopus)
Lineage: Eukaryota; Metazoa; Mollusca; Cephalopoda; Octopoda; Octopodidae
Product: calcium and integrin-binding family member 2
Biological process (GO): calcium ion homeostasis
Molecular function (GO): magnesium ion binding; calcium ion binding
Source: RefSeq, a predicted model, not a curated record